AUGGGCUCAGUUAAAGAAGUAUUAAAACUUCUGGCUGACAUAAACUUGAUACGUUUCGGGAAACCAGAGUUUGUGACACAUAAAACGCCAACUAAAAAAGGUAAAUAUACAAAAGCAAAUGUUUUCACAUUAACUUCUAAAGAUGAUGUGAAUAUUAACCAAUGCCUAAAAUGCAAUGAUGUUUUGGAUCGAAUACUGCCGGAAAAGAAAUGGGAAAAAGAUGGUAAAUUAUAUUGUCAAAAGCUAUCCAAUCAGCCAGGCUCUAAAUCGGAUAUAAAAGAUCUUAAAAUAAAAUUAGACAUGUAUUUGAAUCAAUUCAAUGCCAGAGAAGUAGGAAUUUGUUUGAUUAAAGAGGAGUUAUACUUCCAAUGUUUCAACGAAAUUAUUAGACAAGUGACUGUGAAGUGUCCAAACCGAGGCAGCAUGUUGAUCCGCGUUCGUGAUGAGAUCAUAGAAAAUUUAAACAGAUAUCAAAAGCUGUUUGAGAGCGUAACAGCAUAUGGGAUCCGAAAAUCGUUGAUAAACGAAGAGAAAAAGAUCAAACUGAAGAAUAUAAGAGAAAAUUUGAUAUCUAAAAAUAAAAAAUUAAAGGCAAAGUUGGCGGAAACGAUUGAGAAGACGAAUCAACUCAAAAACGAAAUGGACGAAGCGAGAAAAGCAGAAGAAAUGCGUCACGAUAAAGAUUUAGAUGAUCUGAAAAAAGCUAACCAGUUGAUCAGAGUUCAAAUGGAGUACAUCAUUGAUCCGAAAAAUUAUGCAAAUUAG
Messenger RNA from Sipha flava (yellow sugarcane aphid), 765 nucleotides. RefSeq names its product 33 kDa inner dynein arm light chain, axonemal-like. The transcript is spliced from 5 exons. Gene Ontology annotation, cellular component: axoneme; filopodium. Gene Ontology annotation, molecular function: dynein heavy chain binding. Lineage: Eukaryota; Metazoa; Arthropoda; Insecta; Hemiptera; Aphididae. The coding region runs from base 1 to 765 and encodes 254 amino acids. The record is from RefSeq and is a predicted model, not a curated record.